Molecule: messenger RNA, 1545 nt
Organism: Daucus carota subsp. sativus
Lineage: Eukaryota; Viridiplantae; Streptophyta; Magnoliopsida; Apiales; Apiaceae
Product: psoralen synthase
Exons: 2
Coding region: 15-1466 (483 amino acids)
Molecular function (GO): heme binding; oxidoreductase activity, acting on paired donors, with incorporation or reduction of molecular oxygen; monooxygenase activity
Source: RefSeq, a predicted model, not a curated record
CAAGCAUCAGCUCAAUGAUUCUUCAGUACCUAUAUUAUUUUCCAGUGUUUGCAACCACAAAUAGAAACACAACCCAAAAAAAACCGCCGCCUUCUCCACCAAGGCUUCCUAUAAUUGGAAACCUUCAUCAAAUCGGUCCAUACCCGCACGUUUCUCUUCGGGCCUUGGCUAAAAAGUAUGGUCCAUUAAUGCUGCUUAAGUUCGGAAGUGUGCCUGUGCUUGUUGUUUCUUCAGCUGAUGCAGCCAGAGAGAUUUUGAGAACCUAUGAUCUGGUUUUUUCUGACCGGCCUAUCUCAAAUGUCUCGAAUAAAAUCUUCUAUUACGGUCGGAACGUGGGGUUUUCCAGGUACAGUGAGUAUUGGAGACAAGUAAAGAGUAUAUGUGUUACUCAACUCCUGAGUACCAAAAGGGUUCAUUCAUUUCACAAUGCCAGAGAAGAAGAAGUUGCUCUUUUUCUCCAAAAAAUUAGAGGUUCUCACUCGAAAACAGUUAAUCUAAGUGAAAUGAUAUCGCAACUAACCAAUAACAUACUCUUCAGGGUUGUCCUAGGAGGGAAAUCUGACAGUCCCCAUAAAUGGAACUACUCAUACAGGAUAGUAGUGAAGAAAAUACUUGAUAUGUUGGCCUAUUCCCACAGCAUGGGGGAUUUUUUCCCGUAUCUCGUUUGGUUUGAUUGGCUCAGUGGAUUAAACGGAAAGGUGGAGAAAGCAGCCUAUGAGGUGGAUGCUUUUCUGGAAAGUGUUGUUAGAGAUCAUCAUGCAGCUACUGAUGAUGGCUGUGCAAACAAAGAUUUUGUAUCCAUUUUGCUUGAUAUUGGAUCUCCUAUUGACAAAGAAUGUAUUAAAGCUGUUAUCUUGGAUAUGCUCAUCGCUGGAACUGAAACAACAGCCACAACUCUGGAGUGGACCAUGGCAGCACUGAUAAAAAACCCGGACGUCAUGUCCAAAUUGCAGAAAGAGGUAAGGAAGAUAGGCAAAGGCAAAUCUCAGAUAUUAGAGGAUGAUUUAGUCAAAAUGAACUACCUGAAAGCUGUAAUGAAAGAGAGUAUGCGAUUGUACAUGCCAGCACCAUUAGUUGUUCCAAGAGAAGCAAGGCAGGACGUGAAUGUACUGGGGUAUGACAUAGAAGCAGGGACACAAGUACUGAUUAAUGCAUGGGCAUUGUCCAGAGACCCUUCAUUGUGGGACAACCCAGAGGAGUUCCGUCCUGAGAGGUUCUUGAAUAGUCCUGUUGAUUACAAAGGCCUUCACUAUGAGUAUCUUCCCUUUGGAUCCGGUAGGAGGGGCUGCCCCGGGAUCCAGUUUGCAGUGGCUAUUAAUGAGCUUGCAGUAGCCAAUAUUGUGCACAAUUUCAAUCUUGAAUUGCCUGAUGGAAAAAGAGUGGAGCAUUUGGAUAUGACUGCUCUCUCCGGCCUUGUUCUUCACCUAAAAUCUCCUCUCUUGGUGGUUGCCACACCACAUGUUUAAUUGUUUUUCAUCAUUUCUGUAUGUGCUCAACUAAGGGUCCUUUGUCAUUCAAUAAAAAACCAUGCAUGUGUUGUCUCAA